ACGCCUCACUCCCCUCCUCCUCCACCUCUGCUUUCAGUUCCACUUGGCGGUUCCCUUCCUUCCUCUGAGUCGGCUGCUGUGCCUGUGGGAGCACCGGUAGGGUGGAUGGAGGAGGAGGAGGCCGCCGGCGUGAGGAAGCGGAAGCGCGGCGGGGAGGCCGUGGCCCUGGUGUCCGGCGGGGAGGCGGGGCUCGUCGAGGGAGGUGGUGGCUUCUCCUGGAAGGAGGCGGAGAUGGAGGAGGGGGAGGGGGAGGAGUACGAGGGCAUCGCGGAGGAGUCGGUGGAGGAGGUGAUGCGGUGGCUGGAGCUGGAGAUCUCCUCCUCGCCGGGGAAGCCCGGCGGCGGCGACGACGGGUUCGUGACCAUCAACGGCAACGAGGAGAGCUGCGGCCCGUCCUUCUCCGCCGCGGCGUCCACCGUCAUGGCCUCCGUGGACACGCGCGCGGGCGCCCCGCCGCCCCCGACGGCCAUCCCCUGGCCGUGGCCCGAGCCCAACAACGACACCACCAAGCCGGCGGCGGCGGACGGCAACGACGACGACGCGGACAUGGCGGAGCUCGUCGACGAGGAGUGGCUGGUGGAGCUGCUGACCGGCGGCGGGCCCGCGCUGGAGGUAGAGUAGGGUAGGGCGCAGAGCGCUCGGGUAGGCAAGGCAAGGCAAGGCGCAAGCGUACGCGCGUUUCCUUUUUCGGACGGUUGUACAGCGGGCAAGGGAAAAGCCAGGAAAAAAGAGAGCGGUGGCUCGUUUUGGCGCGGCCCGGGUCGGUCGCAUCGCUUUCUUCCGCGGCAUGGGCGGGCAGCGGCAGCGAUCGGUCCGUCCAUCAAUGCGGUCGGCCUUGUGCGGUGGUGCGUUGAGGGGUGAGGUUGCGAGGAAAUGGAAAUGGUGCUCGCUGGCUGGCCCUUGUCGCGUUGCCUGCUUUUGCGUC
This is a messenger RNA of Triticum aestivum (bread wheat), 925 nucleotides long. RefSeq lists its product as uncharacterized. The coding region runs from base 106 to 621 and encodes 171 amino acids. The transcript has a single exon. Lineage: Eukaryota; Viridiplantae; Streptophyta; Magnoliopsida; Poales; Poaceae. The record is from RefSeq and is a predicted model, not a curated record.